UCACAGACAUGUGAAACAGUGGAACUUCCAAUCAUUGCACCAAAUGCAAGAAGAUGUUAUUUCAGGCUCCACAUGGGUCUAAAGCUUACUUUCACAGAAACAGUGUGGUUUUGUUUUCAUACUGAUGCCCUGUAACAGCUUUUUCGAGUACGCUACAGAUUUUUGUUUGUGGAAGGCAGGGAGAGUUUUACCUGCUCAGUCCUUUCAGAUUUUAAGUGCCAUAGUUCUUAACCUUGCUAAGUGUGACUUAGGAGGAGAGAACAGGUGAAAAGGGGGUGUUUGCGUGUGGUUAAAUAGUUAUAAAUUGAUGUGUGAAACUGAAAACAAACAUUGUUUCCCCUCUGUCUUUGCAGAACUUUUUUUUCAGGAUAGUUAACUAUGUACUCUGCAAACUUCCAUUCUAGAAGAAUGUUCAAGGGAAAGAGCUGGGGCAAGGCAGAAUUGUCUCCUGGCAGCUCUGGCUACUGAAGGUGUUCAGGCAGUCAGAGCCUCAGAGCUGGUGGGAUAUGGUGGCAGCAACAGGGAUAUGGUGGACAAAUUUACCUUUAGAGUUUACUCUUUGGUCUUUGCAGGAGAAAACCAAAUGCUACCUAGUCCUUCUCAGUGCUGAGUUAGCAAGGAUGGCUUAAACUGCCCUUACAGUAGUUUUAAUCUUCCAGCUUUAUCUGUGGUGGAAAAGACGGAGGAUGAUUUGUAUGGUCUUUGCUGCUAAUGCCCUCAGAAAGGGAGUGGUGAAUUACACAGUGGAUAUUAUGUCGCUGAGACCAGGUUCAUGAAAGACUUUUUGAACAUACUCUUUGUUAUCUUAAUGAAGCUUUAAAAUGUCUUUCUCCUCAGCAUGCCACUUGUUUCUUUUUAAAUGAUCUUGUUUAUUUUGCCACAACAGCUUCUGCUUACCUAGUCUUUUUUUUUUAUUGAUGCUUGAGCUAGUGAUUGUGCUUUCUUUAGGAAGUUGUAUGAAAUUAAUAUAAUUAGAAAUGAGUCUCCCAGAGUUCCUUUCAAAUUAUUAAAAUACUGUCAAAAGUUAGGUACAUUGGAAUUUAUGAUGGGGCAUAUAUGUUGCAAGUUUUUUGUUAGCAUUAGAACAAGCAGCUGAGAUUCUGACUGUGCCUUUGCAAAAAGAAAAAUGGUGGACAACAGGAUAGAAAAUAAAUGUUCUGUAUAAUUGGUAUUUCUUAAUACCAUAGUUGCCUUCUUCUUCAGGUAUUAAGAUUUUUUUCACUGGCUAUUGUUUUUGACAGUAAAAAGGAAGAAGUGAGGAGAAAAACUAUGAAAGUAUUGGUUAUUGGCCUUGGGGGUGUAACAAAUGGAGGGAAAACAACGCUAGCAGAAAAACUUAAGAAUAUGCUUCCUAACUGUGAUAUAAUCUCUCAAGACGACUUCUUUAAGCCAGAGUCUGAAGUAGAAACAGAUGAACGUGGAUUUAAGCUAUAUGAUGUACUGGAUGCCCUCUAUAUGGAUGAAAUGGUGGCAAGUAUUCGCAAUUGGAUGAAAAGCCCAGCAGGCUCAGGUGUUCUGACAGAAGAGCCACAGAGCACAUGUGACAAUCUGAAAAGUGUUUUUAUUUUGAUUGUUGAAGGCUUUCUCCUUUACAAUUAUAAGCCACUUAAUGAACUAUGGAAUAGAAGAUAUUUUUUGACCCUUCCAUAUGAAGAGUGCAAAAGGAGAAGGAGCACCAGAGUCUAUCAGCCAGCAGAUACACCAGACUACUUCGAUGGACACGUGUGGCCUAUGUAUUUGAAAUAUAAAAGUGAAUUGGAAGAAAAUGCGAGUAUGCAAGUUGAUUAUUUGGAUGGAACAAAAUCCCAAGAGGAGCUUUUAUCCUAUGUGUAUAGUGAUAUAAUAGAGGAAUUAAACAAGCUGAGGGAAGAAAAUUAGCAGGUCACAGCAUGAUAAUGUAGAAAGCCUGGGUUCCAUUUGAUAUGAAUUGGAAACACCAAGACUGUUAUACAUGGCAAGCCAACCAACUGAGCAAAUGCUGUGUGUAUGACCAUAAUUCUACUUCAUGUAACACAAGAGUUUUUGUAAGUAAUUAUUAACUUUCUCUUGGGUAUGGAGAAGAGACUCCGUUUAUGAACAGGAGGAUGAACAGUGAGUUCUUUAAAAUUCCUUUAAUCAGUCCUGCUUUGGCUGAGCUUUAAAUCUGAUUGAAUGUGUACAUUUUAAAGAACAUGAAGAUUUUUGUGCACAAAAGUAAACCAUAAAGAUGCACUUCUGUUGGAUUAAUAAGCCUAUCUGAACAUGGAUGAUUGCAAUUUGAAAUGAUUGUAUAGGAAUGACAGUGAUUGCCUCUAAUAUUUUUAGGAGCUUAUAUCACUGAUAAACAUGCUUAGAGGAACUAUCUAUGUAAGUUUAUGUAAGUUGUUAUGCUGCUUAUUCAGUAACUGAUUGAAUACAUUACAGAUAAACUUACUUAAACUUGCUGAAUAUCUCUCUGGUUUGCACAGUAGUUUUUGUGUUGCGUGUUGUUUGGAGCAGUUGGGAAUAGAUGUUAAAAAAUGAAAACAAACCUGAAGAGGACUCAGAUUGCUGGAAAAAGAUGAGGAAAUAAGACUUAGAGAAUGGAGAUGCAUCAUUAACAAGAUAUAGUACAUAUAUUAUACAGAGAUUGACUGGAAUGGCUCAUGCAACUAGAUAAUAAAUCCAUGCUUCAGGGAGGAAGAAAGGUUUGUUAUUAAUAUUCAUAACUCACACUGAAAGUGAAAUGAAACUGAAAUAUUGUCAAUGAAAUGUUCAGGAAGCUGGAAAGCUAAACAAACAUGAAAGCUUUGUUAUAGAAUUUGUAUAUAUAUUUACGCAAACUAGGAAAUUGUUAAAUUGGAUCAUAUUUUGUUGCUGAAUAAGUAAUGUCUGAACUCUUAUAUUUUCUAGACAAUGGGUUACAUUUUUAUCAGUCAGAAUAAAAAUAAGACUACAGACAUGGAAAGCAAAGAAUGGAUUAUAUUACUUGUUAUGUGACAGCUGAACUGGUCAGUGAUUAAAACUUUAUUGUGAAAGUCCUAAAUCUAUG
Messenger RNA from Cinclus cinclus, 3010 nucleotides. RefSeq names its product nicotinamide riboside kinase 1 (gene NMRK1). Bases 1270 to 1878 code for a protein of 202 amino acids. NCBI's taxonomy places the organism in Eukaryota, Metazoa, Chordata, Aves, Passeriformes, Cinclidae. Gene Ontology annotation, cellular component: cytoplasm. The transcript is spliced from 8 exons. The record is from RefSeq and is a predicted model, not a curated record.